UAUUAAAGAAGUGUUUUUCUUUUGCAGGUGUACCGAGUUCCAGAGACAGCCACUCUUUUGUUAAGUGGAGGCAUAAAGUUCAGUGAUUUAUCAGAGGAUGAUGCUGUGGUCUUCCAAGAAAACCUCCUAAAGUCCAUGAUGCAGAUCGAGAACACCUUCUUCUCGCUGGCGGAGUCCUGCUCAAAGAACUGCCUCGUUAUCUGUGACCGCGGCACAAUGGACGCCUCUGCUUUUAUACCUCAAGAACGCUGGGAGGAGAUCAUGAAGAAGAAUGGAUGGAAUCCAGUGGAUCUGCGCGAUACACGGUACAACCAAAUCCUUCACAUGGUUUCAGCUGCUAACGGUGCUGAAGCUUUCUAUAGCACUGAAGACCAUGCUUGCAGGAGUGAGAAUAUGGAUCUUGCCCAAAGAUUGGAUAAUAAGGCUGCCGAGGCUUGGGUUGGACAUCCCUACUUUGAUGUGAUUGACAACUCAACAGAUUUUGACACUAAGAUGCGUCGCAUGAUAAGCGUUGUUUGUCAGAAGCUUGGCGUAGACACAGGUGACAGAUUGAAGACCAACGCCCGCAAACUCAAAUUCCUCGUCAAGGGACCAUUGCCUGAUGACGGUCUUUUCCCAACCUUCCAAGACUUCAGUGUCGAGCAUAUAUAUCUUCGCACAAACUCUCGGAAGAUGCAGGCACGGCUCAGAAAACGCGGCAAAAAUGGCCACCACAGUUACACACAUACCAUUCGCAAGCCAGAACAGUUGGGGCAGAUUGUAGAGGUGAAGACAGCUAUUAGCCAACGGGACUGGAACAACAUGUCAGCUCAAGCAGACGAACACCACUACCCCAUUUACAAGAUCCGUCGGUGCUUCCUUCAUAACAACCAGUAUUUCCAGCUGGACAUUUACCAGAAGCCCUGCCACCAAAGGUGUGAAGGCCUCAUCCUGUUGGAGACCUACUCCACCCUCCCUUCAGAGGAGCUGCAACGCCGUCUGCCGUCAUUCCUCAACAUUGAAGCCGAAGUAACUGGCAGACCAGACUACUCGAUGUUCAACCUAAGUCUCCGUGACGAAUGGGGUGUUACCAACAAGUUCUGUGUCAACAUCGCAGAGGAAGAUGAUGUGAGUGCCUGUGGUUCGUGUCCAGGCUCUGGACUGGACAUGCACCUCCACAAACCGAGACCUUUGGCUGCCACCACCAAGCUCUCUUUCUCACAUCAGGCCAACCUAGACUCUGCUGGCAAGUUCGCAUCGCUGUCCCCUCCGGCCUCGGAAAUGAUGGUCAAUGAUAGAAAAGACAUUAUUUUGACAUCAGAUCUUAUGAUCAAGAGUGUUGAAGAUGCUCAUAACUGUUUUAUCACCAAUGGGAUGGACGUGGACUCUCCCAUUAACGUAAUCAAUGGACCAGUGAAGGUAACGAAUGGGUUCUUCCCAGAGCACUGAGCAUGGGUGACGUGUUAUUUCACCCUUUUCAUGAUUUUAAGUCCAUUAUUGGGCCAUAUGGAAAAGCAAUUAUUUAUUUUAUUUCCUUUCUCUUUUUUUUUUUUUUUUCAAGUACAGAACAAAGCCUUGAGAAAGUGCAGUUGACAUUUUAGAUGAUGAAAUAAACUGUAGAUAUUUAUAUAUGUAAAGAACAGAUAGUGAAUUUUUUCUCUUUUUUGUAUUUAAUCCUGUGAGAGCAUUGGAAUUCCACAAAGCAGAAAUGAGAAUGAAAAGUUUUCAAAUCAUUUACAAAUUUUAGUUGAAAUUUGCAUUAUGCAAUGUAACAUUGUCUGCAUUUACCAAUGAAGAAGGAUAAGAUACUUUAGGAUAUUGCCAGUAAUAGAUCUACAAAUUUUGGUAACAGAAAAUUUCCCAUGUAUUUCUUGCCAGUUUUUGUUGCAUACAGAAACAUAAAAGCAACAUUAAAAUAAGGAUGGUCUUUGUAAACACAGGAAAUUGUAUUAACUAAUGUGAAAACAAGAAAAGCAGUGCAGUGAUUUGACAGACACAGGUAUUAUGAACAAUCUGAGGCAUUUAUACAAGUUCCUGUAAUUUAUAUAAAUGAAGAAUGAUAUUUAGGAAAAUAUUGAAAGUGAUAAACUAGUGUCAGUAAAGGGAUUUUCCUACUAACCCAUCUAAGAAGUUAAAAAUGUGAUAUUUAUAUUUCACAGGCAAGAAAAGAAAAGAGAUUUCAUGUUGCUAUGUUAUGUGCCUUACCAGUCCUAAGAGUAGAAAUAACGAGUAUGUAUAGAUUACUAUAAACAGGUAAUUAAAAAGAGUCAUGAGUUAACAGGAUCUUUCCAAAAUUUGAUGUACUGAUCGGUGUCAGGAAAAGAUGUAUCAAGUUACCUAGGUGCAGAUAAGCACAGUUUAGCUAUUAUUAGUGCCUUAUUGACUAUAGUUUUCAUCAAACUUGACAUGUAAUUGUGAGUGCAUUUUAAAUUACGGGUAGCUUCUACAAAUGAGAUUUUAUGUAAAUAUGUACAUUAUUUAAUGCCAUAAAAGAUGCUAUGUUAUCCUGGUUAGACUUUUUCUUUAUAAGAAAAUUGAAGGAGAAAUAUCAUGAAAGCGACAGGAAUCAGUUACAAAUAAUUAGUGAAAUUUGCUUUUAUGAUUAAUAGAUUUCUUUUAUCAGUAGCACCAAAAUGACAGUUACAGUGGCAUUAGUAGAAUAAAAGAGUUUAUAUGCUUUCUCCUUAGAGGCAAGGGACAGCCAUAAUUUUCUUAUGUGAUAUGACUGCUCAUUAAGUAGAUUUUAAAUUGUUUCUAAAAUUUUAUUAUCAGAGGAGGAGGCAGGUUUACUGAAUAAUGUUGUAAAUAAUUUAUUUUCAGUAUUUUUAAUGGAUAGAUUUUUUUUUUCUUUACACAGUUGAAUAUCCAUGAGAUUAAGUAGCUUUAUUUAUGCUCUCACAAUUCUUUAUCACAUAUGUGUGAAUUUUGAAUAUUUUUAAAGUUUAACAAAUCUGGAGAAUUACUUGAUUUAUUAUUGUUUUCUGUAAAGAUGUACAGAGAUGCGAGAUGCUUGUUUUCUAUAGACCAGAGAAUGGUUGUUUUCUUUAAAGAGCUACAGAGAACAUUUUUUCUAUAAAGAAUGACUAUGGUUUUAUUGUGACAACCUAUCAAGAUUAGAUUUAUCAUGUUCCAAAGGUUUCUUCCAAAUAGAUGUGUUUUUUCCUCAAAGGUUAUUUACAACAAUAUGAGUUGUAUAAAACUGUAACAACAAAGCUUCAGUGACUAAAGUUCACAUUGCAGUUAGACAUGUAGCUUUACUCAUUCUCUUGAUAUCUCUUUUUGCAAGAAAAUUAAGUGUACGGUCCUGUUUUAACUCAUGUAUUUUGAAAACCUUUAGCUGGAUUAAAGUUAAAAGAAAUGAUUUCAGAGCAUUUACAGACAGAUGCAGCAUUAUAAUUUAUGAGGAUUAGGUUCUGAUGAAACUAAUCCAAGAAGGAAAUCCAUAAAGAUCCUCAGUUUAUUAACAUGUAACAUACAAUGAAAAUGGGGGGAAAAAAGAAGAAAAUUUGUACUCAUCUUUUUUUUUUUUUUUUUUUGAAAAUAAUGUUGUAGAACUCGGUGACAGAACAGCAAGAUCUGCUUUUAAAUCCUUUGUUGAGGUGUAGAUAUUUAUUUAAUGUUUUAUAUGAAGUUUGUGAUAGAAAAUAUCUGCAUUGUGAUGAAUUUGUCUUCUAUAAGAACCCUUAGAGAUAAGAGUGUAUUUGAUACCUUUUUUUUAUUUCCUUUCAAGAUUUUUUUUUUUAUAUAGAGAGGCCUAAAACUUAUUCUUAAAAUUUCUCAUAUCUUUUUGGUACUCAAUUUGUACAUCACUCUUUUUUCUUUUUUUUUUUUUAGAAAUCAUUAUUGUCAUUGCAGAAAAAUAAAAGGACUUUGUUAGUUACAAUGAGUAUUAUAUAAUCUCAUUCUAUAUAUGUAUAUAGAUAUAGGUUGUGCGUUUUAUUUAUUUAUAUUAUUUCAUACUGCAUUUUCAUUUAGAUUUUCAUCUAGGUAUUGAUUUGAUAUACUGGUGUUAUUAGUUGUCAAUAAAUAGAUACAUAAAAUUUUUAUUUAUAAUAUUUUCAUUAUCACAUCAUUGUUAUAUUAAAUACUGAUAAUACUAAUUAUUACUGUCAUUAUUACCAUUAUUAUUAUUAUUAUAAUUAUUUUUAUCAUUAUCAUCAUCAGUAUUAGUUAUUAUCAUCACCAUCAUCAUUAUCAAUACCAUCGUGUUUAUCAGUUUCAUAGUUAAUAUGACGAUGAUAAUGGUUCCUCUUGUCUAGCAUUUGGGUCAAUUGCGAGCCUAAAAUAAGCUCAAUGUCACAAAUAACAUGCAGGAAAAUAGUGUUGUUUCAUAUGUUAAUUUUUUUUUAUUGUAAACUGUAUUAAUGAUUAUGAUGAUUAUUAAGAAGUAUUGCUACGUGUUAUUAUUUUCAUUUGUUCCUUUGUUAUUAUUGCAAUUAUCAUUAUUAUUUUAUCAUUUUAAUUAAUAUAAAAUUCAUUCAGUAUUGUAUAUCUCAGUAGCAUCAGUAUUGACAUUUAUGUUAUAAAUAUCUAGAUACAUACAUACAUAUAUAUAUAUACUGUAUAUAUAUGGUAUAUAACUUGGCCUCAUUUGAGUAUGACAACGUCUGUGUUAUGGUGGAUGACAAAAUUUAGACGGAGUAAUUUUUAUGUUGUAUAUUAGGUCUGAUCCUUGACUGAGUGAGUAAUUUAUGGUUUUAUGAGAACUGUAUACCUGUCAGUAUACACUGAGUAGUGUAUGUAUAUUCUGAUAAAUUAAAUGUGAAGUUUGUUUUA
Molecule: messenger RNA, 4755 nt
Organism: Penaeus vannamei (Pacific white shrimp)
Lineage: Eukaryota; Metazoa; Arthropoda; Malacostraca; Decapoda; Penaeidae
Source: RefSeq, a predicted model, not a curated record